Molecule: messenger RNA, 3890 nt
Organism: Choloepus didactylus (southern two-toed sloth)
Lineage: Eukaryota; Metazoa; Chordata; Mammalia; Pilosa; Megalonychidae
Gene: ZNF277
Product: zinc finger protein 277
Exons: 12
Coding region: 16-1455 (479 amino acids)
Source: RefSeq, a predicted model, not a curated record
CAUUUGCAUUGGUGCAUGUCUGCCCCAUCCCCGCCCCACGACCAUCCCCGCCCCACGACCAUCCCCUUGCUCUUGAGCCGCGUGAUGGCUGCUCUUGAGACCCAAGGGGCUGCUGCCGGAGGGGAGGAGGACUGUAGCGGUAACCGCGGCGGAGUUGAGGGUGUCCGUGAUGAGGACAGUAAGGAUUGUAUCCUGGAGCCGCUUUCCCUGCCAGAAAAUCCAGGUGGCACCACCACUUCAGAAGGUUGUCCAUCUGUGCCUUGCAUUUUCUGUGAAGAACAUUUUCCUGUAGCUGAGCAAGACAAACUUCUAAAGCACAUGAUUAUUGAACAUAAGAUGGUCAUAGCUGAUGUCAAGUUGGUUGCUGACUUCCAAAGGUACAUUUUAUAUUGGAGGAAAAGGUUCACUGAGCAGCCCAUCACAGAUUUUUGUAGUGUGAUAAGGAUCAAUUCCACAGGUCCACUUGAAGAACAAGACAAUUAUUUUUUGUUAUGUGACGUUUUGCCAGAAGAUAGAGUUCUUAGAGAAGAGCUUCAGAAGCAGAGGCUGAAAGAAAUUCUGGAACAGCAGCAGCAAGAAAGAACUGACACUAAUUUUCAUGGCAUUUGUAUGUUUUGCAGUGCAGAAUUCCUUGGAAACAGAUCUGUUCUUUUGAACCACAUGGCCAGAGAACACGCUUUCAACAUUGGAUUGCCAGACAACAUUGUAAACUGCAAUGAAUUUCUACGCAUACUACAGGAAAAGCUUGACAACUUACAGUGCUUAUACUGUGAGAAGACCUUCAGGGACAAAAAUACACUGAAAGAUCAUAUGAGAAAAAAACAGCAUCGUAGGAUCAACCCUAAGAACAGAGAAUAUGACCGAUUUUAUGUCAUCAAUUAUUUGGAACUUGGAAAAUCUUGGGAAGAGGUUCAGUUGGAAGAUGAUCGGGAGUUGCUAGACCAUCAGGAAGAUGAUUGGUCUGAUUGGGAAGAACACCCUGUCUCAGCCGUCUGCCUAUUUUGUGAAAAGCAAACAGAAACAAUCGAGAAAUUAUAUGUCCACAUGGAGGAUGCACAUGAAUUUGAUCUCCUCAAAAUAAAGACAGAACUUGGAUUAAACUUCUAUCAGCAAGUGAAACUGAUCAACUUCAUUCGGAGGGAAGUUCACCAAUGUAGAUGUUACGGCUGCCAUAUGAAGUUUAAAUCCAAAGCAGACUUAAGGACUCACAUGGAAAAAGCUAAACACAUAUCACUGCUUCCUGAAAAAAAGACAUGGGAUCAACUGCAGUAUUAUUUUCCAACCUAUGAAAAUGACACUCUGCUGUGUACACUGUCCGACAGUGAAAGUGACCUGACAGCUCAGGAACAAAAUGGAAAUAUUCCCAUUAUCAGUGAAGACACAUCUAAACUGCAUGCUUUGAAACAAAGCAGUAUUCUGAACAAGUUGCUACUAGAAGAAUGCUUGAAAAACUAGAACAAACUGCUGCAGAAGUAAUUUUUGCAUGUUUUCUCCUAUAAGACAGAUACAAAAGAAUAGUUGAGAUUUGAACAUCAUCAAAGAACAGAGUCCUUGGCUAUAUAAACUUUUUUUAAAAAUGAAUGCUCAUUUCAGAAUAUAAAGAAAAAUACAAUGAGGGCUUUUUGUAUCUGGGCUAUAACGUUCUAGUGUGUAAUCAUUUUAAAUGAACUUCUUUCAUUAAACUCAUAAUUACCUAUGAUAAGGAGGAUAUGGAAAUCACAAAUAAAUGAAAUGUUCAAAUUAUUUAUAAACCUACCUUAACCAGUGGUUUCAGUCUCUUCCCCACAGGCCUUUUUAUCCAAGUCACAAAGUUUGACAGAUACAGACUUUCUGUAUUAUAUUUGAUAAGCUGUAAAUGAAGUGACCAAAAGAGCCAUGGAAGAAAGGGAAAAUAGUCAAAGACCUGGAUAAUACACAAAUUGGACACUACUUCAGAAUAAUCAAGAGAGACGUUAUCAUCAUCACUGAUUUGUGCCUAGAGUUGCCAGACUGUCUAGAAAUGGGCAUCAAGCCAAUUAACUUCCCCUUCCUCUACAUAGGUAAAAGACAUUUGACUAGUCCUGGUUUUGUUACCAUCAGGUAAAGCAAUUUUUGUCUGACUCAGAAAUCUAUUCUGCCCAUGUUCUCCUUAUAGAAUGUCUUCAUGUCACCAAUCUUUGUUUCAGCCCUUAAGCCAUUUUGUUUUAUGUAUCUUUGUCCCUUAAUUGACCAGCACACUGAUGGAUAAUGUAUGUUGGGUAUUGUAUUUAUUAAACUGAAGAGGUUCAAGAGUGACAGGAGGGUAUUCAGUUUGGAUUCAAGCUAAAUUUUGGUGGUUCAUGGGCUGCCACUAUUUUGACUGUAUGUGUUAGCAUAAAAAAUCCAGAGGUAAUUGAACACAAAACAGACUACUUAUCCAGAUACUGGGAGCCAUAUGGUUUACGUUGUUAUAGGAAAAGCCUGCCUGUCUCAAUUACUAAAACACUAAUCUUAUGUGGAAUCUGGCCUAGGGUAUAACUUUGCCCUUAAUUUUUAAGAUUUGCUUAAAUUUCAAUAGUGCUAAAGUAAAUCCUCCAUCCUCACUAAAUGUUGCAUCGUUUUAAAUUGCUCUUUAAUAUGAAAAAAAUUCUUUUUUGAAAAUAUUCAGUCAGCUUAUGUUCAGGAAGAUUGCAUUAUUAUAGAGUUUUCCCAUUUGUAGUAUUCUUAGCCAGUGACUUCCCCACCCCCCAUGCAUGGAAAAUAAUGAAGUAUUCUGACUGUAAAUCUGCAAUGCCUAAAUCCAAAGUGAUUCUUCAGAGCCUUGCAAAUGAGAAUACGCUGUGCAAACAACCACAUAGAUCUACCAAAACAUCUCAGAAUGCAAGCUACUGAAUUUGCUUUUGAACUCUUCAGGCCUAGUUUUAUGUGGUAUUGCAAGCAAGCUGGAGGCAGGAUUGUCUUUUUAAUAGAAGAAAAAAGAAAAAAAAAAAAAAAAUAUAUAUAUAUAUAUAUAUAUAUAUAUACACAAGUUUUCUUAUGAAGUACUUUUUGUUAUGUACUUUUAUGGACACUUUUAUUAUGGAAAUACGUAACAUACACAGAAGUAGAAUAGAAUAAUGGCUAUCUCUAGCAUUUUCUCUAACAUAUAUCUCUAACCAUUUUUUUAAACAUAAUCAUAACACCAUUGUGUGACCUACCAAAAUUAACAGUAACUUUUUAUCAUCUGUUUGCAAAUUUCCCCAGUUGUCUCAAAAAUGUUUUUUUACAACAUUACCAGUUCUGGGACAAAUAUUGUAUGCAUCCUGAAAAGAAGCAUGUAAAGAGGACAGAAAAAAAAAAUCACCUUUAUGGACUCCUACCAAAAAUGCAUAACCUGAAAAUAAGCAUGAAGAAAGAUCAGUCAAAUCCAAACUGAGGAAUAGUAAACAAAAUGGUUGGCCUUUAUUCUUCAAAAACAUCAAGGUAAUGAAAAACAAAAGACUGAAAAACUGCUCCAGACUGAAGAAGGCUAAAGAUCAAUGACAACUAAAUGCAACAUGUGACCCUGAGUUGAAUCAUGGACCAAGAAAUUUUUUUUUCUUUUACUAUGAAAGACAGUGAGUGAGACAAUUGGAAAAAUUUGAAUAAGGUCUAUAGUAAAUUUUACUAUUACUAAUGUUAGUUUCCUAAUUUUGCUAAUUAUGUCAUGGUUAUGUAUGAGAAUGCCCUUGUUUUUAGGAAAUACACAGAGGUAUUUAGCAGUAAAGGGCAUUUUGUUUGCAACUUUUUAAACAGUUCAGAUAAAAACUAAUGGAUAUAUAGAAAAAGUAAAGAAAAUGUGGUAAGCUGUUAACAUUUGGGGAAUCUGAAGGAAGGUAUCUGGAAUUUUUUUGUACUAUUGCAACUUAUCUCUAAGUCUGAAAUUAUUUCAAAAUAAAGUUUUUUAAAUUGUC